Naegleria fowleri is the source of this 1563-nucleotide messenger RNA. RefSeq lists its product as uncharacterized. The record is from RefSeq and is a predicted model, not a curated record. The transcript has a single exon. Bases 1 to 1563 code for a protein of 520 amino acids. NCBI's taxonomy places the organism in Eukaryota, Heterolobosea, Eutetramitea, Acrasida, Naegleriidae.
AUGUCAAAACAAUGCCCUGUGAAAGAACUCUCUUCGGAUUCUCAUGACGAAUCUAUUUAUGAAAAUACUUCUGGCAAAGCUGUUCACAAAGACAUGCCGGCUCUUCUCGAUGAGACGGAUGACGUGGAUGAUGUGAACAGUGACACUGAAAAUGUGGAAAUUGCGAACAGUGAUGAUGACUCUGAUAAUGGCUUUCUUUACGAAGAUGCAACCGAUUCAGAUAAUGAUGAAGAUGAUGAUGAUCGCAAACUUCGAUGCUUUUUGAAUCCUUCACUUCAAGAUUCCGAUUCCGAAUGUGAUAAUGACCAAAAAUUCACAUUGAAAGAUGUGUUGGCUCCUGCUGAAUUUAUGAUUCAUUCAAACGAACAUCAAUAUUCUGUACCAUCCAAUGAAGUUCCACAUUUACUUACUUCUCUAUUAGGGAUCCUUAAUGGCACAAAAAACAAAAAUCGACAACUCAAAGAUUUACAAAUUAUUAAAGAGACACUUGAACUCUUUAAAACUGAAACUGAAGAAAGUGAUAGAGAUUUCGAAAGAGAAGCAAUGAAGCAUAUUAAAGCUUUGCUUAAAUAUGAUGAUCUUAAAAGAGAUGCUGUAGACAAAACAAAAAAGACUGAAACAAUUGUUCAGAUGGAUCUUGCUGCUAUGAAAAAGAAAGCACGUUUACCGAAAACUAGCUGUGACAAAUACGAGUCUGAAUUACUUUCAAGAAAUCACGACAUAAUUCGAUCCGUGCUCAACAAUGCGAAACAUUUAAAACCAAUGGAAAAACAAAAGCCAAAGGAUUUAUGUCCCUCUGUUCCGGAACUUGAAUUUAGUAAGGACUUAGAUGAACUUUUUGUAGGACUGAAAGACACUUUGUCAUUGAGUUUUGCAAAAGGAACGGAGGAAUAUCAAUUGUAUGCACUAAGAACCUAUAUGUUUUUCUAUAAAAAGAUUGUUGUUGGCAAGCCAUUAUUUUCCAAAUACCAACCUCAACCAUUUCCAAUGAAAAAGGUGACCUUUUUAAUGUUUUUAAUUUGGGCAAGACAGAGUGGUUAUGCCUAUAAGACAGUGAAAGAUUGUUUCUGCAAUGCCUUGUGUCGUCUUUUUGAAUUGAAUGCAAUUUUAGGUGCAUCGCCAAGGGCAGCUCAUUCAGAAUUGGUGAGUGGAGUGCUUCGUGCUUUAGUUAGAAAAUAUGGAAAACAAACAUUCAAAGUGAAUGCUUUAUUGAACGGACAUAUGUUUGCUUGGAUAGAUGCGCUAGAUAUGAACAAAUUUUCGGAUAUCAUGUUGAAAACGAUCAUUCUCAUUGGUAGAUAUUCUGGAUUGAGAGGAGAUUCUCUUGUUCACAUGAAUUUAGGGGAUGUUAACUUUAAUGUGAAAAAUUAUGACAAGAAAGAAUUCAGCGUAAAUCUCAAAAUGACUGUAACUAAAGAGAAAGAUUUGAGAGGAAAUGAAACUCGUGAGCUAUGUAUUUAUGGCAAAAAGAAUCAAAAGUAUUGUCCAGUUAUUGGAUUGCUUCAUUAUUUGUUUAUCCGAGACAAAGAAAUGUUUACGAAUAAUUGUAAGACAUGGAAAUAA